This is a messenger RNA of Myxocyprinus asiaticus (Chinese sucker), 3030 nucleotides long. RefSeq names its product protein ENL-like. The coding region runs from base 87 to 1826 and encodes 579 amino acids. Gene Ontology annotation, biological process: regulation of DNA-templated transcription. NCBI's taxonomy places the organism in Eukaryota, Metazoa, Chordata, Actinopteri, Cypriniformes, Catostomidae. The record is from RefSeq and is a predicted model, not a curated record. The transcript has 12 exons. Gene Ontology annotation, cellular component: super elongation complex.
CUGCAAUUGACACACAAUGAGGAGUCGGGAGCAGCCGCUCAAAAGCCUUCUGUAAAUAAACAGGACCGUCGUCAGGCCGGUGAACUAUGGAGAAUCAGUGCACGGUUCAGGUAAAGCUUGAGCUGGGUCACAGGGCCCAGCUGAGGAAGAAGGUGACAUCGGAAGGCUUCACUCAUGACUGGAUGGUGUUUGUGCGGGGCCCCGAGAACAGUGACAUUCAACACUUUGUGGAUAAAGUUGUCUUCCGGCUGCACGAGAGCUUUCCUAAACCCAAGAGGGUGUGUAAGGAGCCCCCAUACAAGGUUGAGGAGUCAGGUUAUGCUGGCUUUCUGAUGCCCAUAGAGGUCUACUUCAAAAACAAGGAAGAGCCAAAGAAGGUGUGCUUCAAUUAUGACCUCUUCCUCAACCUGGAGGGCAACCCACCUGUAAAUCACCUGCGCUGUGAGAAACUCACCUUCAAUAACCCCACCCGUGAUUUCCGUCGCAAGCUGGUCAAGGCUGGAGGGGUCAUGGUGGUCCCAGAGGGGGCAGAGGUGGUCCCGAGACCCAGCCCAGAUUACCCCAUGCUUCCAACCAUCCCGCUCUCUGCCUUUUCUGACCCUAAGAAAAGCAAGACCUCACAAGGAUCAAAGGAACCCAGUAAAGAGGGAAGCAAAGUGUCCAAAUCCCACAAAAUGGCAAAGGAGCAUCGAGAGCGGCCGAGGAAAGACUCUGAGAGUAAGGGCUCUUCCAAGGGGGACGUAGACCGGGAUAAUAGCAGCAGCAAAGGUGGUCGUGACCCUUCCUCAUCCUCCUCAUCCAAGAAACCAGAGAUUAAAGUGAAAGACGAGAACAAAGUCCAGCCUAAAGUUGCUUUCAAGGAGCCCAAACUCACGCUGAAGGAAUCCAAAAUGGAGGGCAUGUCUCCUAAAGGAGGGGGGACGGGAGGUGGUGGAGGGGGAGCCAGCGAUGGAAAAGCCCCCAGUAAACGACCUUCCAAUGCCGAGUCACCUAAACCUAGUGUCAAGAAACCAAAGAAGGGUUCUGAGGGGUCAAAAGGCUCCAGCAGUGGGGGGUUGACUGGCACCUCCCCCCGGACCGCGUCCUCCUCCACGACCUCCUCGGGUAAUGUGGAUAAGAAAGCCUCUAAAGAGAAGGGCCGCUGGGCCAAAGGCAAGUCAGAGGCACAAGAGGUCAAAGAGUCCAAGAAGCCUGCAGAAUCCGAUGACUCCAACUCAGAGGAUGAGGCCUCGACCAAGUCUGAGCAGUCCGCCCCCUCCAGCCCAUCUAAUUCCAGCUCCAGCUCAGAGUCCAGCUCCGACUCGGACUUUGAGCCACAGCAGAAACAAGGCCAAGGUCCACUGCGCUCUAUGGUCGAAGACCUCAAGUCGGAGGAGUCUGAUGAUGAUGAUAGCAGCUCAGGCGAAGAGACGCCUGUAAAGAACAACCUGCCCCAUCGGGACUCCAGGAUGAGCCUAGACAGCGAGAGUGACUGCAGCGAUGGGCCACAGCGGCCCAGUCGAGACCCUCCCCCUAAGCCACAAAAACACAGCUCGACCAAUAACAAGGUGUCAGGCAGAAAGAGUCCAGACCUUUGCUUACGCCAGGAGAAGGUCUUGAAGAAGGGAUACGACAAGGUAGGAAGGGCAUACACUGAAGAGUUGGUAGAUCUUCAUCGCAGGCUGAUGGCAUUAAGGGAGCGUAAUGUUCUGCAACAGAUUGUGAACCUCAUCGAGGAGACCGGCCACUUUAAUGUCACCAACACAACUUUUGACUUUGACCUUUUCUCUUUGGAUGAGUCAACUGUCCGCAAACUACAAAGCUACCUGGAGGCGACUGCCACAUGACAAGAAGUCCAUCAAGGUUCGGGGGGGGUUGUUGAUGCACGAACAGUAUUUUGGACCGCCAGAUGCAGCUAUGGGGAGUCUCUCAUCUGCAACUGCAGGCUGACACUACAGACUUCCCAGUAAGACAAAAAUGGGCAUCUCUCCAUCUUUCCAAUGCUCUCCUCUCCAUUUCAAUAUUCUGUGGGUCAGGAAGUUCUCUGCUUAUCAGGGCCAGAACUGUUUGAGGGUCAUAUCUGAAUUGGAAAACGUCUCUCUGUAGCCAUACGCACUGAUGCAUUGAGAGCCACAACAUUUUAUAUUUUAUUUUUCUAACAAAGUUUUUUUUUUUUUUUUUUAGGUAUUUUUGAUUAUGGUCCCAAUGAAAGCCCCGCACGCCAUGAAUGUAUCACUUUUUAUCCUCUAGGGCUAGUCUUAGUGCCUUUAUCAUGCCAUCUCAUUUGUGCUCUUAGAAAUGACAGCAGUAUUAUCUUUCAUUUAAACUUUAGUAUAUGUGAGAUGCUUGGAUACCUGGCUUUUUUCCAGGAAAUUCCAGUUUGUAUGCCAGUAUGUGUAAAUUCUCAUUUAUGUGUUUGCCAAAUGGGCCUUAGAACUCUUAAAUGUUGUGCAUUGCUAGUGCAUCUUGUGGAAGUAUUUGGAAAUCUGUGUUUGUCUGUUCUCUGUCAUCACAUCUGGUUUAUGCAUAGACUUGAAAGGGAGAGACAGAAGAAAAGAUGGACGAGAUGCUCAGUCGCUGAGGUAAAUAAUGGGAAAUGGCCCCUGAAACAGCAGUCUGUAAAUUCACUGUGCUUCUGACUUGAAAUUUCUCUCAGAGUGACUCUAGUCUCGGCUUCACUCAAUUUCGUCUCUCUAUGCCCUGUGUGUGUCCAUUCUUAUGCUAAUAGCUUUAAGAGGUUCCAUGGGCUGAGCUACAGACCACAUGCCCUUUACUUCACCCUUUGAGAGUCUGGGAGUGUGUGUGUGUUUGAAUACUUGUGUGUAGCAGAGUAUACUUGGCUUUGAAAUGUCUGUUUGCAUGAGUUUUUCAUUGAAAACUCUUAGCAGGUUCUGACAGGAUUUGUCUGAAUUUGAGCAAAAUUAGUAAUUUUCUACUUUAUACUGACACAUUUUCAAUUAAGGGAUGUGUUUUUUGGUGAAAGGCUCAUUGUCGUGUGUGUGUGUGUGUGUGUGUGUGUGUGUGUGUGUGUGUGUGUGUGUGUGUGUGUGA